This is a messenger RNA of Cryptomeria japonica (Japanese cedar), 2021 nucleotides long. Its product is annotated as cysteine proteinase mucunain. The transcript is spliced from 6 exons. Bases 287 to 1657 code for a protein of 456 amino acids. Gene Ontology annotation, molecular function: cysteine-type endopeptidase activity. Gene Ontology annotation, cellular component: lysosome. The record is from RefSeq and is a predicted model, not a curated record. NCBI's taxonomy places the organism in Eukaryota, Viridiplantae, Streptophyta, Pinopsida, Cupressales, Cupressaceae.
GCAUCUUUUAGUUUCUAUUAUUUUAUUGUAUUCAUUGUGAAGAGGCCAGAUACCUUGAAACUCUGGCCCAAUAAUUCCAUGUGCAGUUAACAAGGGGUUAAUCUACCAUUAUCACAAAUAGGAAAGCAGAUUUGUUCAACUUUGGCAAUUAAUUAACCCCCUCGCGCACGUUAUAUACGUGCUGCCAUCUCAAUAUUUAUUGGAAUCUUUGACAUCCCACUUUCGGUCUGGUGGGAAGCGAGAAUUUCGACCCGAAGAAAGAGGCAUAGGGGGAAAUCUGUUCGUAAUGGGGACUAGUAUGUGGAUUGUGCUUUUGGGUCUCUUGGUUUUGUCUGUAGCUGUUUCAGCAACAGAUUCCGAUUUUUCCAUUGUAAGCUAUGAUCUGAGCAGAGAUGACAAAAUCAUGGAGCUCUACGAGGAGUGGCUUGCAGAGCAUGGCAAGGCUUACAAUGGGCUGGAUGAGAAACAACAGAGAUUUAAGAUAUUUAAGGACAAUUUGUUGUUUAUCAAUCAGCACAAUAUGGAGAAUGGGGCCUCCUACAAAUUGGGUCUGAACAAGUUUGCAGAUCUGAGCCAUGAGGAAUUCAAGGCUAAGUAUUUGGGCGUUAAGCCUGAUGCUAAGAAGGGGCUUUCUAGGUCUCGCAGCCCUCGAUAUCAGUACAAUGAUGGGGAAUCGUUGCCCGAUUCUAUUGACUGGAGAGAGAAAGGAGCCGUGACUGCAGUUAAAGACCAGGGGUCUUGUGGAAGCUGCUGGGCCUUCUCAACUAUUGCUGCCGUGGAGGGCAUAAAUCAAAUUGUGACAAAGGAUUUGAUUUCACUGUCCGAGCAAGAAUUGGUGGACUGUGAUACUUCCUACAAUGAGGGCUGCAAUGGUGGACUCAUGGAUUAUGCUUUUGAAUUUAUCAUAAGCAAUGGGGGAAUAGACUCUGAGAAGGAUUAUCCUUACACAGCAGUUGAUGGUACCUGUGAUACUUACAGGAAAAAUGCCCAUGUGGUUACUAUUGAUAACUAUGAAGAUGUGCCUGCCAAUGAUGAAGCGUCGCUGAAGAAGGCUGCUGCCAACCAGCCUAUUAGUGUGGCCAUCGAAGCCAGUGGGAGGGGGUUCCAGUUCUAUAAAUCUGGUGUGUACACAAGUGCCUGUGGGACUCAGUUGGACCAUGGUGUCACCUUGGUUGGCUAUGGCACGGAUAAUGCUGUAGACUACUGGACUGUCAAGAAUUCCUGGGGAAAAAGUUGGGGUGAGAAGGGAUUUAUCAGACUCCAGAGAAACGUGGAAAGCAACACUGGUAUGUGCGGGAUUGCCAUGGAGGCAUCCUACCCCAUAAAGAAGGGAGCCAACCCUCCAAACCCAGGCCCUUCUCCUCCUUCCCCUAUAAAACCCCCCACCAUGUGUGAUAACUAUUAUUCCUGCCCAGAGAGCAAUACUUGCUGCUGCGUCUUCGACUUCGGUGGGGAAUGCUAUGCAUGGGGCUGCUGCCCUCUAGAUUCUGCUACCUGCUGCGAAGAUCACUACAGCUGCUGCCCUAGUGACUUCCCUGUUUGCAAUGUGGGUGCCGGAACUUGCAACAAGAGUGGUGGUAAGAGUCCGUUUGGAGUGAAGAUGCUGAAACGUACCCCUGCCAAGCCUCACUACUCUGGCCAGAAAGCCACUGAAUAGAAUUAACAGUUUCUCAUUUGAGAGGCCUUAAUUACAUAGCUACUCGGAAUUCUUCUGCAUCAGCGGAAGCUUUUGUUUGGCAUUGUACAUAAAUAUUCUUACUAUUGCAAUUAGUAUUGUUUUAGGCUUGUGGACAGUCAGUCCUUGAACAGAAUCCAUUGAUGAUUUCCUUAAGCAAUAGCAUGUUAGUUUAGUUGUAGUAUUCUAGUUCUAUUUAUCUAGACCUUGUUAUUUGUUUCUUAUAAAUGCAAGUUAGUCUGAUUGUAUGGGCUCGACCCUGGUCCGAAGGAUAUCCAGAAAUAUAGUGGCUCGCAUGUGAUUAAUUUGUUUAUAUUUCUAUAUAUACUCGCACCAGAUUAAUGUG